AAACAUAGUCGCAUUCAUGACGUUGUUGACAUAUUUUUUUAAAAACAAAAUAUAAAACAUGUCACAAAAUUCAUAGUUUUUGAAAAAACUAAAUUUCAGUGUAACUGGACCGUUCCAAGCGUAUUUGAUACUCAAAAUUUUUGUUUGGAGAGUUACACUAAGAUAAUUUAAAUGGACGGGUCUACAGUGGACCACAGCGAUUCAGAUUCUGGAGAGAGUUGGACUCUUUUAGAACAUAGCCCUGCGUGUGAAGAAGAUGCUCCAGAAUUUUCGGAAAAUGUUAUGCCUGAACAAGUAAUUAUUGAUGCACAUCUUGAUAAAGAUGAAGACACGGAUGGAAUAUCUGUCAUCAGUGACAGUGAGCCAGAGUCAUCAACUCCUUGUGAAAUUAAUUAUGACAAAUGUCUUGAAGAAGAGAGCCGUCCAACAGAAACAACAGAUACUCAAUUUAUUUCGGUUAAUUCACUUGCUCCCAAUAUUGAGAAUCAUCAUGAAUCUAUAAGGUGUGAGAAUAAUUUUCUUGGAGAAAAUACAGGUAAACAUAAAACAUAUGUUCAUAGAAGGAACAAAAGGCUUAGCACAGUACUCAACAUUAUUAUGUUGGGGAGUGUCAUUACUGCUGCAGGAGUUGCUAUUGGCCACAUGUGGGGUGCUCGAAAUGAAUGUUCAGUGCAUACAACACCCUCAAUCAACAAAAUAUUGUCCAAUUUAUAUAAGCUGCAAGAAGAAAAUGCUUAUCUACGAAAUAAAUUGAAAGAACUUACACUUGUGAGCAGCAUCCAAAUGCAGAGAAAAUUAAAUGCAGAAAAGAUACCAUUCAAACAACAGAGAUGCAAAAAGAUAUAUGAGGAGCCACUCAACAGUAAAAAUACAGAACAAAUCACAAAAUGCAUAGAUGAUCAUAUCAAUAUUGAAAAAAUUUUAAACAGUCAUGUGAUACAACCAGAAUAUGAAAAGGAAUUUAUGAGUGACAUUGAGAAAUUAAAAAAUAUAUACCAGCAAAAUAAAAGUUGGUUGGAUGAUGAAGUUGCAAAAAGAAUGAAAAUAGAAGAACAAACAUUAAAAAAAAUGGUUAACAAUAUGAAAACACCAUUAACAAGUAUAAUAGAAGAGCAAAAAGUGAUACAAGAUGAAAAUGUCAAAGAGCAGACAGAUUUAAAUAGUUCAGGUGAUGCUGAACCAGUUCAACUAAAUGCUGAUAAUAAGGGCAUUCCAAAUGAACCUGAGAAAAAGUUUACCUAUGCUGACUCAUUAAAAUCUGGACAUAAAAUGCAAAAGAGAGAUACAAGUAGUACUUUAGGCAACUACAAAGAAACCAAAGAUCAUGCCAUAAAGCGAAAGAACAAAAAAGACCAUGAUGUUAUUUUAGACAUUUUAAGUGAAGAGGAACUAAAAAAAGAUGAUCGAUAUGUUAGCCCAAAAGUUAAACAAGACUUAAAAAAGCGUGACAGACAAAAACUGCACAAGAAACAGAAGAGGAGAAACAAGUAUGAACAAUGGGAAAUGAAAGGAGGUUACUUGAAAGACUAUGACGAAUUUUCAAUAACAUCAUCUCAAGAAAAUGAGUUUGUUCUUAAAAAACCAGAUAGGAAUGUUUUAAGUCGAGAUUUUGAAAAGAAAAACUAUAUUAGUCAGUUUUCAGAUAUGGAUGAAGAUCAAAAUAAUCCAAAUAAUAAGAAAAACGAAAGUAAGCCUUCGAAAUCCGAUAAAGCUAGUAAAAUAGUAAAAAAUGAUGAUUUAAAUUGGUUUGACAAGAGAGCCGUCCUUAGAACAGAAGCUCGAAAAAAACUGGAGCACGAGCUAUUUGGUGAGACAAGCCCCAACAACGCUGGUUGGUACUUCCGACGCAUGCAAAGGCGGGAACAGUGCCGUGCUAAAGGCGACAACAGCACUCAUAAGAAGCUUUCUAGAAGGAACAUGAAUUUUAAAAUGAAACAUUAAUAGUGUAGCAAUGUUGUUAUUUAUAAUGAAUUACUAACAAUUUCAACACUUACCUUUAGGUGUGUAGUUUAGAAUAGUUGCAGUCCUUGAAAUCUAAAUGUAACUUGACUAGUUUGAUUUAUCGCUGUUAUGUGGUCAAAUAUAUACUUGCAUAUGUAACAGAAAAUAAUAUAUAUUUUUUCAUUUCGCUUUACAUUAGAUAAUCAUAGAGAUAGAAAAUUAUUCAAUGUUUGGUCGCGUAACAGCGUAAAAUACACCAUAGUUAUAUUUUACGUCACUAUUUCUGACUUAUACCUACAAGCAAAGUAGUUUUAAAGUUUGCCAUGUUCUUAACUAUAAACACGAUUCAUAAAAUGCUACAACUUUAGUAUCAAAUAAUUCAGAAUUACUCUUUUUGAGCAUUUUAUUAUAAAAAUAUUUGCAUUUGCUAGAUAGAGUUUAGAGUAUACUUGUUGGAGUCAUUGAAUUGUUCAUGCAAUUUUUAAUACUAUUCUAUUUAUUUAUAUUAUAGUAUAACUAUCAUAUUUUUAUUAUACUUACCCUUAUGGACUUGCCUCCCGUGAUAAUUAGAAACAGUAUUUUCAAAAUUACCAGGUAAUAAAUACAUUUAAAAAUU
This is a messenger RNA of Spodoptera litura, 2557 nucleotides long. RefSeq lists its product as uncharacterized. The record is from RefSeq and is a predicted model, not a curated record. Lineage: Eukaryota; Metazoa; Arthropoda; Insecta; Lepidoptera; Noctuidae.